UCUCCGAUCGGUAUGCAAGCAACUCAGAUGGGUACAAACUGGUGGUGGGAGUAGCUUUUGAAACCUCUCGUAAUUCUUUGACUGAACUCUUGUAUUUGUGUAUCCAUUUGCAAGUUCCGAAAGGUAUUAGACGUGGGUCGGAAUUUCUUUAUCUCUCGGUUUUUAUCAUUCAUUCAUACAUUUUCGGUAGUUCUCUCACAAAGUUAGUGUAUUUUAUGUCUUAAGUGUUGUUGAAUUCGUGUUUUUGUAUCUACUACGUGAAAUAUUUGUUGUUACUUAAGGAAUAUACUUAAAAAUUUUCAGGAGAUAGUUGUUAAUUCGUUGAUUUCUUCUGCUUAUCACACAUCUGAUCGUCCUUUUUAAUCUCCAAAUGGAAUUAUAACCCGAUGCAAACAUCUGGUCCAGCCACUGUAUAAUGUCAUCAGCCAUAUGCCAGAAUUUCGUGCAGAACGCUUGGAAGAAAGAAUUAUGUUCUAAUUGCUUCAAGUCCAAAGACGAGCACCAAGAAAAACCGAAACCUAAGCCCAUACAACUGAUAUCUCGCGACAAAGUCGAAGGAAUCAUCAAAAAUGGUAAAAGAUCCAAGCCCAAACAUAGUGUAUGCUUCGAUAAAAUUUUAGCCGAGGUGAUUGGGUAUGGUGGUGAGGAUUGGUGUUCUGAUCCAGAGGAUGAGGUUGAGAACGAGGAAAGUAGCGAAGAAGAAGUCUUGCUAGAUUCAGACGACGAAGAAUCUUACAAAGAAUUACAGAGAAUUACGAAAGAAAACACAGAUUUCAAUACAGUAUCGUUGAAAGAUACCGAGGUAAAGAAAUCUUACACCCAACUACGUCUUGGCAAACCUGUUGUAGACGCUGCAGGCAAAAAACAAACUUUACUAGUAUCCGUUACUCCAUUUGGUGAAGACUCUUCCCCUGCGGUGAAAAAACUUAACACCAAGAACCUAUCUCACAUACCUAUUGCGAAAAACAAUAAAGAAGUAAUAGCCGAGACCAAAACUAACGUUGUACUUACGUCUUACACGAAAAACGAGGAAGAAAAAAUAGAAAAACAAGAAAAGUCUUUGUUGGACGAAAUUUCGGAAACAUUAGAAAACAGUAAGAACCCUAUACAGAUCAUGGUGAAGAAGAAAGCUCAAAAAGAAAUACACCUCACUGUCACCGAAUCGGAAAUCAAUAAAGAAAAUAUAGAAACAGUCAAUACAGAAGUUACCAAAGUUGAAACGAUACAGGAAGAAAAAGUUAACAAGUCUCUGGUUGUAGAGAAAAAAAUAAAUCUAUCGAGAACACCAGCUUUAAAAAGAGACAUAGAGAAGCCAGUGAUCUACCAGACAUCCACAGCAAAAAUAGAACUCAUGAAUACGAAGAAUAAUAAAAAUAACAAAGAAAUGUUAAACAACGCGAAAGUAAAAAUUGAUAAUAAGAACGAGAAACCAGCUACAGACCCUAAAAAAGAUAUUCUCACCACUACAAACUUUAUAAAAGCUGAGAUAAUUCACUCUAAGGUAAACAGUUGUGAACCGAAAGAAAUUAAAGAUGAAAUAAACUCAAACGUUGCUAAUUCUACAGAAAAGGCUCCAGAAGAUAGGUUAACAACGUUACCACCUCCUCUUCCCGUCAAGUAUAUACCUUUCUCGCAAAGUCGGGAACAAGCAGGCAAGCCGGAUGGUAGAGAAGAUCCAAUAGCUGGUGAACUACCUCCUUUGCCCAGAACGCCUCCUCCUCCGAUCUUGGAAUCCCAGAGUUCUUUCCUGCAUGGGGUACCUCCGAUCUACGAAAAACCUAAAAUACCUUCUAAACCAGUCGGUGUAUUGCUGAGAAAAUUGCCGAAUGCUCAAACUGUGAACGUAUUUACCAAACCUAAUGAAAAAGUUCCUCUCGUUCGACAGGAUUCGAAUGAUGCUGAAUUGAAGGCCGGCAAAAGGAAAGCACCACAGCCUCCAGAAGAAACGUAUUCCAGAAAUUCUAGCGGUGAUUCAAUGAAAGAGAGUACAGACGAAGAUUCCAUUUAUGUAUCAGCGGAUCCUUUACCUAGAAAAUCCCUUUCCACAGAUUGUCUAGCUGUGGACGAGAAGAGAAAAGAAAAAAACAAGGCUAGGUUUUCUUUAAAGAAGUUCCUCAGAAUGGGAUCUAAUAAAGACAUCACAAAACUUGCCCCAGAAAUAAUAGUUAAGCAAGAAGAGGACAACAAACUGCAUCCUAAACCUAGGUUGGUGAUUGUACACCCUAGUGAGCUCAAUGGAGAUAAAGUUGAAGUAGUUGCUAAGACGGGACUGGAUCAGUGCGAUUAUCAAGCAAUUGGGCACGAAUAUAGUACUCCAGCUGGCGACUACGAAAUUUAUAAUCCACCAGCAAAGGCAGCGAAACCUCCUCCACCACCUAGAAACUUUAGCGAAAUCACUUCGACCAAACCUAAUCUACCUACACCACCUAAAUCUGUGGAGAUUUUGAACAAACAAAGACAGAUCAGCAGGAAUAACUCUAACAGUAAGAAAACAGAGACUGUAUAUGCUAAUAUAGGUGAAGUUAGGUCGUCUAUAGUGCCUAACAAACCUGUUAGGACUGCUAGUAUGAGAGAGAGGGAAGCUGCAUUGCAGCAGAAGCAGAUGAGGAAGUUGGCGCACAACUACGAGCCGAUCAACAUUCGAAAAGAGAGUUCCGAAAACGUCUACGACUAUAUUAACUCAACCAGGUCAAGUUCUCCAGAUUCCGACUCUAGUAGAGACAAGGGGAGUCCAAAAAGUAAGACUGUUAGGUUAGGGAAACGUUCUGAGAGCAGCAUCGAUGUUUCUGCGGAGUACUUCAAGUAUGGAAAUAUUCCGAGGAGUAUGUCUUUGACGUAUUGUGGCAGCGAAACCGAAUCUGAGAUAUACUCACCCUAUAGCUUCUAUGGAAGUGAAUCUGAGGUAACAGAAGAUGACCACGACUGGAUACAAAACGGACGAACACAUAAAUUACGCUCAAGGAAAGGAAGAAGUAUUGUCCACAAGAACCUCGAAGACAACUACGGGGCUGUGGUAGUAGCUAACCAUGAGGCUUUGGCCCAAGUACUUGAAAAUAUCCAACAAAUCAAUCACAUCCAACCGGCCCUCAGAGGACUCAAGAACCUUUCGAAUCUACGAUGGACCGAUUUUUCCAUCAAAUCCACCACAUCGCCAAUCAUAGUAGGUUCCAGGAUAUUCCAUCAAGCGCUUUGGGGUACCCAGCACGUCACGCUGGCGUUGACAGCAGGUACCACCACGUCAAGUGCGAUGCCUUUAGGCACUUUUAACUUAACCUCGAUAAGCGAAUUCAGCGACCUGAUACCCACUAAUUAUUUGGUUACGUCGGAUGAAAGCAAAGAAGAUGACAAUAAGCAAAUCCAGGCAACCAUCCAGGUGUUACCGUACCUCCAAAUCAAUACUAUCCAAACGUACGGCGACGUGUUAAAAGCCAAAUCGCAAGAAGACAGUUGGAAGGAUUCGAAUUUCGUUCUGCUGCAGCUGGUAAACGCUUUGAAGACGAUACAAGCACAAGGAAUCGAGGAACUGCCUCUGUCUUUGAAUACUUUCGUGCUUUGUAAAGAUAUGGAUAAGGAAAGCCAUCACAGACUGUGUGUUUUACAGGGAAUAUCCAUCGACAUAGCAACGAAAUCCAGCCAAGAAAAACACGGUACCCUCUGUAUGUGCGCACUGAAAGCCCUGAACUGCCUCCAACCCUCCACCAAAAUCACCCCUCUCCUCCAAUCGCUGCUGAGCCACGAACGAGCAGUUUCUUUAACGCAAGUCAAGAGUGUCCUGGAGUUCUCCCUGUGGGGCCCCUCAGACGUAUCACUCGGCAGCACCAUCAAGGAACGGGAGCUGGCUUUACAAAGAUGGUUGGAUCUUCAACGAGCGACUGUUUUGCAUGGUUUGGUGUGCACCAGAGUGCAGUUAACGGUCUAUGAGGAAUGCCAUUUGUUGUUUUUGGUCAGAUCUAACGCGAGGAUGAUGUGUGAUGCAUCGCUUUUGAUCGAAUCGAGUAAUUUGAAACAUAUCGUUGGAAUGAAUCAAAACAGGAUUGAAAAAUGCGUCGGUGCUUAAAUAUUAAUCAUACGAAUUAUACAGUUGACAAUAAUUCAAGUAACGAAAAGGUUUGUACUGUCUGGGCAGGUUCAUGAUGCGAAUAAGAACUGGAUUAAUGAUAUAACCGAUAAAAUUAACGACUAUCUGCAUCUAAUUUGACCUUUUAGUGUUAAAAAUGUUACUUAAGACCUUCUACAAGGAAAAUUACAGGCUCUGUACAGUGGAGUGCUUGCUAUAGUCCGUUCGCUAAACUCAACUGGCCAGUAAUUUUAGUAGGUAAUCUUUUUGUUUUUGGCCAAUUUUGCUAAAAUUGGCAAAAUUACUAACUAUUUAGUAAUUAUUUUUUUGCCAAAUUGGCAAAAUUACUUACUAAAAUCACUAGCCAAUUGUGUCUGAGUUUAGCGAACCGACUAUAAGAGUCGAAAUUUUACUGAAAUUUGUAGUGGUGCAUUUUUCGUCAAUGAUAAUAAUUGUUUUUUAUGCCAGCCAAUUUUUUUUUUCAAUAAAAUAACAUCAUUUUUAGUUCUUUUCGUCAAUUCUUCUUGCAUCUCUGCUUUCUAUGGAUGAUUCUAUCUGUGGUUGCAGAAUAUUACUGUACACUACUUUCUAGUGCAGUUAUUUAAUCAUUCAUUUGGACUGUUUGACACUUUUUUUACUAUUGCAAAUAAAAUUGUUGAUAAAUUGGCUUCAGACAAUUUUUGUUGAUCUGCUGAACACUUUUUUCUUUUUUGGCAGUCAUAACUAUUCUUUAAAAUUGUUGGCCAAUUUUUUACAAGUGUACUAGCCACUUUCGAGAUUUGCUAGCCAUUUUCUUCUUAGUGUCUGUUCUAGUAUUUCUCUUUAAUCGUUUUUUAUAACUGAAAACUAUUAUUUAGACCUGCCACAAAAUUUUUUGAAGCAUUGCUUGUCAGUUUCUGCUUUUCCGUCACUAAUUCUUAGUGAAAUUAACCUUCUAGUUGAUUUUUAACCGUUAUUUUAGAUCCGCCGAUAAUCAAAAACGCACAACAAAAAUGGAACUAAAUCAUCUGCUAAGCAAUUCUCUUUGAUUCCGAUGAUACCGAGUGAUUGUACUGUUCUGAAGCUGUACUUGAACCAAUCAUAAGGAUUUCUGGCCAAUUUUGCUAAGUAGCCAGACAAUUUCCUUUGAUUCCGAUGGUACUAACUGAAUAUACAGUUCUGAAGCUGCACUUAAACCAAUCGUAAAGAUUUCUGGUCAAUUUUGGUACGUUUGCCAUACAAUUUUCUUUUAUUUCUGUAGCAAUAAGUGAUUUUAGUAUUAAUUGAAUCGUCUGAAAGGUAACUAUUAUCAAAAGGAACAUUUUUACCAUUGUUUAGUAUUACUGUCCAAUUUUUGUAGGUCUUUUCUAUUCUAGGUCAAUGUCUUUUUUAUUCUCGGUUUGUGUAUGACUGUACAUGUAGUUAUUGUUACAAUGGUUCAGUACACAUCAGCUUUAAGUAAUACUAUUCAAUUAUUAUUGAAGACAAUGUUUUAGGUCUUCUUGCCAAUUUUUGUAGAUCUGUUACGACAAUUUUCUUAGGGGCAUAUAUUCUCGGUCUGUUUAUGACGGUAAUUGUUACAAUAGUUCAGUACACAUCAGCUUCAAUUGCUGCUAUUCAAUCUUUAUUUAAGGCAAUGGUUUUAGGACUUGUAGCCAAUUUUUGUAGGUCAUUGAUGUUCGAUCAUUUAAUAAUGUCAUAUUUUUUGUGUUUUUGAAUAUGCCAAGAGUGAUUUUUCUUGUAAAAGGCACUUGUUUAAUCAUAAGUGAUUUAUGAAACAUUUACAAGUAGCCCAAAAACACAAUUUUACAAAAGUCUACCAAGUUUUAUUGAUAAAUUAUCAAUAUACAAUCACACAAAAAUAAAAAUGAUCCUUAUUUUUAUACUUAAUUGUGCAUUGUAAAAUCCAUUUUUAAAAUUGAUAUAUCUUAGCAAGCAAUACGUUAUUAUGUAAAAUAUUUAUUUUUUAAAUUUCCAACUAUAAUGAAUGAUAUAUUAUCUGCUAGUGAUUCAUGUCCCUUAAUUUUGUUUUGUUAAAUUGUUACAUUUAAGUCUGCAGUCCAAAAUAUAUUAAUGAAAGUAUAAUAAUCAGACCAUUUUCAACAUCUCUGUAUCACCACCUUUGUUAUUAUGUUAAUAUUUAUAUAUUUUUUCGAAAAAUUGUUUAUACAUCAUUAAAAAUUGUAAAUAUUAUAUUAAAUAUUAAGUCUCUCUACUACCAAUUUAUUAAAAUAUUUUAUAUAUAUAUUUGUUGUAAGUAUUUUUGGAUUUUUUAAAUAUAUUUAUUGGUUAUAAA
Diabrotica virgifera virgifera (western corn rootworm) is the source of this 6332-nucleotide messenger RNA. RefSeq lists its product as uncharacterized. The transcript has 8 exons. Bases 416 to 4057 code for a protein of 1213 amino acids. Lineage: Eukaryota; Metazoa; Arthropoda; Insecta; Coleoptera; Chrysomelidae. The record is from RefSeq and is a predicted model, not a curated record.